AUGAACAGGUGGUUGCACCACACGUCGCCAGUGGUUCGAUUGAUGAGAAGCGUCUCUGGUCAACUAACUCAAUUGCAACCAUGGACGAAGUCUAUACUUGUCGGAGCGGCUGGAUUCCGAAACCGCGACGAAUACUACACUGCCUGCGAAUCGUUGCCACAUCUCCACAAAAUUCGAAUGCCAAUGAUUUUCCUGUUCGCCAAAGACGACCCUAUAAUCCCGAAAUGUCUGUGGGAACCAGUGAAGGAAUUUGCUUCUACUACUGAAGAUAUGGCCUUCAUCAUGACCAAGCAUGGCGGUCAUCUGGGUUUUAUUGAAGGCGGAUUUUUCUUACCAAAUCCGUCUCAUGGGUCAACCGAUUCAUUGUGGCCGUGGCUGAUCAAGCCGUGA
Molecule: messenger RNA, 390 nt
Organism: Cooperia oncophora
Lineage: Eukaryota; Metazoa; Nematoda; Chromadorea; Rhabditida; Trichostrongylidae
Source: the annotation of a GenBank genome assembly